CUAUUUUGAAAAACCUGAAAAUUAAAAUUAUAUAAAUAAAUAAUAAAUUAAAAAAAAAAACGAUAUCACUCAAGAUAAGCAAAAACGAGGUGAAUUAAUCAUACCCUAAUUUAUACUCGUAUGAUAUUACAGUAUAUGGAUCUGGUGAGUGACAUUAAUCAUGUUUAUGUUUUCAUUAUUUUUCUUUCGGAGCCUUUCACUAAUAAUUAAUAAUAUAUACGCUGCACCUCCCCUCUCUCCUCCAUUGAAGCGUACUCUGAGUUCUCCUUUGAAGCUGCUUGUCGUCAGGACAUAAUGGGGAAAAAGGUUAAAAAGAAGGCGGCUCGUAAUGCCCAUAAGGAGAAAGAGAAGGAGAAGGAGAAGGAUAAGCGUGUUUCUACGUCUUCCCCAAAGGCUAUAACUCAUGAAGAUGAUCAGAAUUCCGUGGCUGCUACUGAUGGAUCUGUGCAGAAUCAGGAGAGGACAGUUUGCGUCCAUCUUGACAAGGCUGUUGACUUGGAGAGUGUUUCUUCGAAAAUUGAGGCUGCCGAGUCCACUGGAUGCCAAGAUUGCCGGGAGGGAGUGAACGACCGAAAGGCUGGUAAAGGAAGGGGAAAACACAGUAAAAAGAAAGGUGCUUCUGAUUCAAGAGCUAAUAAAGCCACUUGGAUUUGCUUACAAUGUGGGCAUUUUUCCUGUGGAGGUGUUGGCUUACCAAAUAGCCCACAAAGUCAUGCGCUUAGGCAUGCAAAACAAAGUCGGCAUCCAUUGGUAAUCCAAGUAGAGAAUCCUCAUUUAAGGUGGUGUUUUCCUUGUAGCACACUUCUUCCUGUAGAUAAAGUGGAGGCCACUGGUGAACAUAAAGAUUUUUACCUAGAUAUUGUCAAACUAUUGAAAAAGCAGUCAUCAAAAGUGCCUUCAGUGGAUGUGGAAGAUAUUUGGUUUGGAAGUGGUACUGUUAUCAGUGAAGUGAAAGGGGAAAGCAAAGCAAUCAAUGUUGUGAAUGGAAAAGAUUUUAAUGCAGUUAGAGGGUUGGUUAAUCUUGGGAAUACAUGUUUUUUCAAUUCUGUCAUGCAGAACCUGCUAGCUAUGGAUAUAUUGCGGGAUAAUUUGCUAAAGUUUGAAGGGUCCACAGGUCCAUUAAUGAGUGCUUUGAAGAAAUUUUUUGUUGAAUCUAGCCCUGAGUCAGGUGUGAAAAAUGUAAUAAAUCCCAAAUCAUUGUUUGGUUGUGUUUGUGCAAAAGCUCCUCAGUUUAAAGGAUUUCAGCAGCAGGACAGUCAUGAAUUGUUGCGUUGUUUGCUUGAUGGGCUGUCUUCUGAAGAUUUGCAUGCAAAAAAAUUAGCUGGUUCUUCACCUGGAAAUGGGAGAUCUGUACCUGUGAAUUCUACAUUUGUUGAUGCCAUAUUUGGGGGACAAACUUCAAGCACUGUCUGUUGUGUUGAAUGUGGGCACUCAUCUGUGGUGUAUGAGCCAUUCCUGGACCUGUCACUUUCUGUGCCGAUGAAGAAACCUUUGUCUAAGAAAGCUCAACCAGUUCAUCGAGCAAAGAAAACAAAGUUGCCUCCUAAAAGAGGUGGAAGGAAUCGCCCAAAACUGAAUAAAAAUGAAGAUCUAGAGUCUGCUCCUGGUGAUUGUAAUACUGCAACAAGCAUGGAUUCUUCUGGUUUGAAGGAUAAUAUGGGGCCUGCUCCUAGUGGCUGUAAUACUUCAAUCAGUACCGAGUCCUCUUCUGGCUUCUAUGGUGGGUCUCCUAGCUAUGCUCUAUCAGUGGACUUUGUUGAACCCUGUAACUUGGUUCCUAGAAGUACUUUGAUGAGUCAAGAUAGUAACUCCAUCAAAUCCGACAACGAUAGUGCUCAAUUGCCACAUAGUGUUGCUCAGGAUGCUGAUGGCAUGCCGUGGUUGGACUAUCAUAAACCCUUUCCCCAAAGUGAUGAUGCUCAAGAAGCUGAUAGUUUUUGUUGGAUGGAUUAUGUCGAGCCAGUGUCCUUGUCAGAUGAUCCAAAUUCUGUUGAGAAGGAGGGAUUUUCUGUUACUCAAGAUCUUGGAAGCCAUGAUGGGGACCAUGAUACUCUUUCUAUUCACGAUACAGCCAAUUCAAGUUUUGAAGCUAGUUUGUCUCAAGUUUCUGCAAUGGAGGGAGACAAUCAUGGUGUUGUCUCGGUGCUAUUUACAGCCAAGUCUGUUGGUGACUUUAGUGUGCACCCUGAGAAUGUGCAUCUUAAGUUGGAGUCUACAGUUAAUGAUUGGGUUGAAGAGCAACCGGUGCAGGUACAGGACAAUGAGAUUUUGUUGCUGACCUACAAGGAAGAUGGUCUCAUGGAUGGGGAAGAAGAGAUGAAGGUAGAUGCUGAAGUUUCUUCUUCAGCUGUAGUUGAUGGAGAAGAUAGUCUUGGAUUUGAUGGCCUAGGUGAUUUGUUUAAUGAGCCUGAAGAUCUUGUGGCGGGAAUGAAUAGUGUCCCGGUUAGUGAUGGUUUGGCCAAUGGAUUUCUAGCAGGGAACAGCACUGAGUCUGAUCCUGAUGAAGUUGAUGAUACAGAUUCACCAGUAUCCGUGGAGACUUGUUUGGCGCAUUUCAUAAAGCCUGAACUUUUGUCUGGUGAACAUGCUUGGCAUUGUGAAAACUGUACGAAAUUACUGAAAGAAGGACGCCAAAGAAUGAUGGAGAAUCAGCAGAAAACAGCAUCAGUCCAAAGAAGCAAGUCCAGUGAUGUAUGUUUGAGUUCUGAAACUAUGCUAGCAAUGAAUCAUCAUGUUUCUGACUCCUCAGCUGUCUCUCUGGCUGCUCAUGACAAUGGAAGCAUUAAGAUAGAUGAGAACUUGAAGAAGCUUGAUGAUGGGAAAAUCAAUGGGCCUUGUCCAAAUUUAUCACAAAAAGAAGAAAGUAGACGUGAACCAGAAACCACACAUCUCAAUGCCUCUGAUCCGUGUGUUUGCUCUAUGCCGUCUGAUAAAACUUAUUUAGAUGGUAAAUCUGGUGAUGUCCAUGGACCUAUUGAGAGGCCGUCUGGACCAAGUGAGGAGCAUGAAUCAGGAGAGGUUGAGGAGGAGGAAGUUGAUGUGAAAUGUGUUAAGGUGAUGAGAGAUGCAACUAAACGAAUACUUAUCAGCAAGACUCCUCCUAUUUUGACUAUUCAUCUGAAAAGAUUUGGGCAAGAUGCGCGUGGCCGUCUGAGUAAAUUGAAUGGCCAUGUUGGCUUUAAGGAAUAUAUUAAUCUUGGUCCUUAUAUGGAUUGCAGGUCCACAGAGAGGGACAAUUGCUUUUAUCGCUUGAUUGGGGUGGUGGAACAUUCUGGAUCAAUGAGAGGAGGCCAUUAUGUGGCCUAUGUCAGAGGAGGUGACAGGCGAAGAGGAAGGUCAGAAGAAGAAAAUAGACGAGGACUUUCUGUAUGGUAUCAUGCCAGUGAUUCGUAUAUUCGUGAAACAACCUUGAAGGAGGUCCUCAGUUGUGAGGCUUACAUUCUGUUUUAUGAGAAAGCUAAGCCUUGAUGAAGGUACCCUUUUUUUUUUGGUUAAAUGUCACUGCUCCAUUUUGUUUCUCAGCGGGGUAGUGAUCCCUGUGCUCAGAGAGGGAAGAAAGGAAAAGGAUAAGAAAGUGAACGAGAUUGAUGCUACUCCUAAAAAUCCCCCAUACCCAAAAUACUCAUUUUUUUCCAAAUAUAUUUUGGUGGAUUUAUUUAUUUUUAAUCAUUAUUUUAACACUUUUUUUUUUUUUUUUUUUUUUUUUUUUGGGGGGGGGGGUAGUUGAGGGACUGUGGAGUGAUGUGGGUUUAUCCAGCCACUUUGAAGUCACACGAUCAUACAAUUACUGAAAAAAUAGUCGGUUUAUUUUGCGAUAUCCAAAAUCUACAGAUACAAAUUGUGAUUAGAUUUUCUUUUUAUUUUUAUAUUAGUCACUACUUUUUUGUGGAUGUUUUCAUGCAUAGAUAAUAUGGAUGUUGGUGUUGUGGAUUCAACCCCGUGCAGUGGUGGUCAACUGUUGUGCAUACUGCAUAGUGCCACACAGCAAUAUAAUUUUUACUGCUCAGCCUUGAAAUGAAUGUAUAAUUCAAGAUUAAAUUUGGGGAUGUAAAGGUAUUUAGCAAGCUUUAGAAAUUUAGUUUGGAUUUUAAUUGAUUGUAGGACCUAAAAUGAAUAGGUUGUGUGAAUGUAGAUUAGUUUUUUUUUUUUUUUUUUUUUU
This is a messenger RNA of Chenopodium quinoa (quinoa), 4159 nucleotides long. RefSeq names its product ubiquitin carboxyl-terminal hydrolase 2-like. The transcript is spliced from 3 exons. Gene Ontology annotation, molecular function: cysteine-type endopeptidase activity; cysteine-type deubiquitinase activity; zinc ion binding. Bases 295 to 3468 code for a protein of 1057 amino acids. Gene Ontology annotation, cellular component: nucleus; cytosol. The record is from RefSeq and is a predicted model, not a curated record. Gene Ontology annotation, biological process: protein deubiquitination. Lineage: Eukaryota; Viridiplantae; Streptophyta; Magnoliopsida; Caryophyllales; Amaranthaceae.